AUGGCGACGGGACGCGGCCGGCUACUGCAACAGCACUGGCGCGGGCUCCAGGCGCUGCGUUUGCCGCCUGGCGGCGUCGGCGCGGCCCCCGGGCCCGCCGGGUUCAGCCUGCGGCAGUGCGCCGGGCGGGGAAGGCUCCGAGCCGAGUCCACGGCUGAGCGGUCUGUGUCCCUGGACAGCAUGCCUUCAGAAGUGUUGCUGAAGAUCUUUUGCAACUUGGAUGCUGUGACCCUGCUGUGUACGGGAUGUGUGAAUAGGCGCUUUUAUCAUCUGGCCAAUGACAAUUUUCUUUGGAUCAGGAUCUAUUCAGCGGCCUUUUCACCUAAAAGAUCUAAUUGGAAAGUUAAUUCAGUGGAGAAGACCACUGGAUCUGUGAACGUGCUGUCGGUUAAGGAUAAAGAAGCUGGGUACUGGAAGAAAGAGUAUAUUGCAAAGCAGAGAGCACGUGUGAGAGCAGCGCUCGCCCAGGUGCUCAAGCCUGUGAACCCUUACACGGGCCUGCCGGUGAAGACCAAGGAGGCCGUCAGAAUAUCUGGUUUAGGUUGGGUAAUUAUAUUGAGAGAAAAAAAUGGAAAAGAAUACAUCAUGGAGCACAUUGACCUUUCCAUAAAUGACUCAUCAGUGACGAUUAUGUGGUAUGGCAAAACUUGGCCCCGGCUGGCCACAUUGUCAACUCUAGAUUUGUGUGGUGUGACGCCAGUUUUUAUGGACCAGUCUAAAACCCCCUCCAAAAAUGGACCUCGGUGGCAUUCUUUAAUUGCAAAGUACAAUCUGAGUAACUUAACCGAAUCCACCAUGAUUGGCGGGGACCGACUCCUUCGGAUCUUCUGCCUCUGCCCAGGCCUGCUGGUGGGGCUGUGGAAGAGGGAGGAAGAACUGGCUUUUGUUAUGGCAAAUCUUCAUUUCCAUCAGCUUGUGGAGAAGAGCACAUUAGGCUCCGCCACCGUCCCCUACGAGCUACCUCCUCAUACCCCCCUUUUGGAUGACAACCCAGAGUAUGGACUGCAUGGCUACCAACUCCAUAUUGAUAUGCACAGCGGUGGAAUUUUCUACCUGUGUGGUACAUUUCGCAAUCUCUUUACCAAGAAAGGGUACAUUGAAGAUGGAUAUGUGAAGAUUGUUGUUAUAAGUUUUAAAAAUAACACAGAACACCUACCUCUUAUUGGGAAAGUUGGCCUCUCUUGGAGAACUGAUAUUUUUGAUGGCUGUAUAAAGAGUUGUUCUAUAAUGGACAUAACUCUUUUGGAUGAAUAUGGGAAACCGUUUUGGUGUUUCAGUUCUCCGGUUUGCAUGAGGGCUUUGGGGCCCUCUGACGGUCCCAGCUUCUUGGGACAGACUUCCUGUGUUGACUAUGUGGACUCGGAAGGAAAAGUGCACGUGGAGCUGGUGUGGAUCAAGGAGACCGAAGAGUACUUCAUCGUCAGCCUGGUCCUGUACCUGAGGAUAGCGAAAAUAAACCGCUGGUUUGGGACGGCAUACUGA
Puma concolor (puma) is the source of this 1482-nucleotide messenger RNA. RefSeq names its product F-box protein 15 (gene FBXO15). Gene Ontology annotation, molecular function: protein binding. Lineage: Eukaryota; Metazoa; Chordata; Mammalia; Carnivora; Felidae. Gene Ontology annotation, cellular component: SCF ubiquitin ligase complex. The record is from RefSeq and is a predicted model, not a curated record.